This is a messenger RNA of Cornus florida, 2410 nucleotides long. RefSeq lists its product as uncharacterized. Lineage: Eukaryota; Viridiplantae; Streptophyta; Magnoliopsida; Cornales; Cornaceae. The record is from RefSeq and is a predicted model, not a curated record. The coding region runs from base 110 to 2050 and encodes 646 amino acids. The transcript has 4 exons. Gene Ontology annotation, molecular function: protein binding; RNA binding.
CUCUCUCUCUCUGUGUAUACACACACGCAUAUCUCACACACAAAUCGAACGGUUUAUAUUACUCAGUAUUGAUUGACUUCACUAGGGUUUGGGAUUUUAGGGUUUGUCAAUGGAACCAGGGAUGAACAAAACAAAAAAGGCGACGCUGAAUAUCCAUAAGGCGGCUUCGUCGGAUGGUGAUGGUAAAAAAAAAUUUGCGGGCUUGGCGAAUAAGCCGAUUGGGCCGGUUGACCCAGUCAAAUGUGCGGCGUAUGGGGCUGGGGUAGUCGGUGGAACGGCAGGCACACCAUCAGAUUUUAUGAUUAUGACGAUGGAUUCUGAUGAAAAGCAGGUACAAGGAGGUGGCGCGGAAUUAAAAGUCCUGAUUUCGCCCACUCCAGGCGUUGGGGGCUCCAGUCAGGCUGGGACUGUGGAUACGACUGUGCAUGAUAUGAAGGAUGGGACGUACAGGGUUUUCUAUGAGGCUCCAAAGAUGGGGGAGUAUGAGUUGAGGGUUUGGUGCAAUGGGACUCAAAUCGCGGAUUGCCCCUUUCCAAUGCAUUUCAGUCCAGUUAAGCAGACCAAGCCCAGUAUGCCAAAUUGUUCUUCUGUAUGGGGGGUAUUGCCAGGUUUGGUUGAAAUGAUUCCAGGCAUUAUUCCUGGUUCUCUAGGAGGAGUGUAUUUGCCUGGAGUUGGAGCAUCUCUUGGACAACUAUGCCAAGAACAUCUUAAUGGUCGGUGUUCAAAAACAGUUUGCGAGUACAAUCACCCUGCUCACGAUCUCCUGUUGGCUGCUUUGGCUACCACGACCAGCAGUCAAGUGCCCAUGGUGCCGUCUCCAGGUGAAAUGUUGCCGUCUCCAGGUGUAAUGGCUGCUGCUCAGUCAAUUGUUGCUGCUGAAGCCCUUCAAGCCUAUGCUGAUGCACAAGCUCAAGCUCAGUCUGCCAGGGUCUCUUCUGGAUCAGCUGACAAAGAGGCUGAGAUCUUGAAGAGGACUCUACGAGUUAGCCAUUUCAAUCCACUUUUCACAGUGGAUAUGUUGAAAGGCCAUUUCAGUUUAUGUGGGAAAGUUGUUGAAUGUAGUAUCACUGAUUCGAAGAAGUUUGCCUACAUAGAAUACUCAACAGCUGAAGAAGCUAAUGCUGCUUUCACAUGGAACAAAAGGGCUGUUGAGGAUAAGUUAUAUGAAGUUGAAAUGGCAAAAUCACUUCCGCACAAACCAGCUCUUUUGAGCUCUUCUAAUUCUCAAUUUUCUUUGUGCAAGUUGAUGGAGAAAAUUAAGGACAUGCAAUGGGUGCGAUUUAAGCAGGCCGCGGACAUGCCAGAAACAAUGACACCACAGCAGGCAGCUGACCAAGCAAUAAUGACAGCACGGCAGGCAGCUGACCAAGCUGCUACCAUGAAGACUGCAAAAGAAGUAGCAGUAGCUAGAGCUGCAGAAAUAAGCAAGAAGCUGAAAGCUGAUGGAUUUGGAAAUAGCGAUGAGGAAACAAAUCGAAAAUCUAGGGACAUUAGGGAUGACGGUGGCAGAGGCAGAAGAAGGGAUUUAGGUAGAUCACAUGACCACCAUUCUUCUGUUUCAAGGAGAAAUAGGAGUAGGAGUACAAGCCCUCGAACGAGGAAGUCGUAUCGGGGUGAUUCAGACUCGCCAAAACAUCGUCGAGAAAGUUCAACACACAGGACGAGGAAAUCACAUGACCACCAUUCUUCUGUUUCAAGGAGAAAUAGGAGUAGGAGUACAAGCCCUCGAACGAGGAAGUCGUAUCGGGGUGAUUCAGACUCGCCAAAACAUCGUCGAGAAAGUUCAACACACAGGACGAGGAAACCACCUCGUGCUAGUUCAAAAUCACCAGGGCAUAGAGGAAGUAGGCCGUCCUCGAGAAGUGAUGAUCUAAUUAAAUCAAAACACACAAGGCGUUCCAGGUCAAAAUCUGCUGAAGUUAAGCAUCAAUCCGGGGAUAAAUUAGAUGACAGCAGAGAAGAAAGAUCACAGCAUCCGAGAGAAGAUGGUCGAGUUCAGUAUCAGAGGAAGGUAAGCGUCACAGGAAUUAGGUUAUCUCCAAGAUAUUGAUUUGGGAUCUGCACUUGCUAUGGUGAGCGUGCACAUGUCACAGCAUCUUGGCAACUUGGAAGAGACCAUCAAUCCAGUGCUGUCGAAAGAUCCCUGUAGAAAAAAUUCACAGCUUAUCAAAUGAAGAAUUGAAUCAGUUAUUGAUAAACAAUAGUCAAUGCUGGCAUGUGAGCAAAGUUAGGCAUCUUUCUCCUUUUUAACCUUUACAACGAGAAAAGAAAUGAAGGAACCCUGCUAUAAUCCUUUCAUCUGUGCUAGUCUUAAGUACAAUAAGUAAGUUUUAAACUACUAAUCUAGUUGCAAUUUUUCUGUGUGAAAGAUUUAAAUGGAAAGGCUGAGAUACCAGAUUCGAAUGUGUAA